AUGGAUGAUAAAGAAACAUGUAGAUCAUGGAACGAUAUUGAUUCCAAUGAAGAAAUUGUUAUUUCUGGUAUUGCUGGUAGAUUUCCUUAUUCAGAUAAUAUGAAUGAAUUAAAAGAAAAGUUAUUCAAUAAAAUUGACCUUGUAAGGGCAGAUCAUAACCGAUGGCAAACAGAGCAUAUAGAUGUUCCACGCCGUAUGGGAACAAUUAAUAAUAUAGAAAAAUUCGAUGCGGAUUUUUUUGAAGUUUCUUUUGAGCAAGCAAAUAUACUUUCACCUGAAGUAAGAAUGUUAUUGGAACAUUCUUAUGAAGCAAUUAUCGAUGCGGGAAUCAAUCCAAAGCAAUUACAAGGAAAAAAUACUGCCGUAAUUAUAGGAACAUCAUAUAAUGAAACACAAACAAAUUUCCUUUAUAAGAAUCUUAAGAUAGACGGUGAAAACAAUUUUAUAUAUCAUAAAUCUGGAUUGGCAAAUAUAAUUUCGUACUAUUUGGAUUUGAAAGGACCAUCUUAUGUGGUCGAUACAGCAUGCAGUUCUAGCCUUCAUGCUCUAAGCAUUGGUUAUAAAUAUAUCAUGUCAGGCAAAUGCGAAGACGCAAUAAUUGGAGCAGCAAAUUUGUGUCUUCAUUCCACAAUAAACCUGCACUUCGCUCGACUUGGUAUUUUAUCACCCACUGGUUAUUGCAGACCAUUUGAUAACAUUGCUAAUGGUUAUUCGCGUAGCGAAACAAUUGCAGUAAUAUAUCUUCAAAAAGCAAAAAAUGCUAAGAGGAUUUAUGCCAUAUGUCCGCAUAUUAAAUUAAAUAGCGAUGGAUACAAACCAGAAGGAAUAACAUAUCCUUCAUUACAAAUGCAUUAUAUCUUACUAAAGGAAUUUUACGAAGAAUGCAAAAUAUCAACAUCUUGUUUGGAUUAUAUUGAAGCACAUGCUACUGGUACCAAAGCUGGUGAUCCACAGGAAGUUACUGCUAUCUAUAACAGUUUGUGUAAAAAUAGAGAAACUCCAUUAAUGAUCGGCUCCGUGAAAUCUAAUCUCGGGCAUUCUGAGCCUGCAAGUGGUUUUAAUCAGAUCGCUAAGGUAAUAAUAGGAUUCGAAACUGGUUUUGUUCCACCAAAUAUCAAUUAUACAUCGCCAAGGAAAGAUAUAGAUGCCUUAUUAAAUGGAAGCAUUCAUGUCAUCCAAGAACAAAUGCCACACACAAAUGGUUAUGUAGGAAUCAAUUGUUACGGUUUUGGAGGAUCGAACGCUCAUAUGUUAUUGAAGUGGAAUCCCAAACAGAAAAUUAAUAAUGGAGCAUCAAAUGAUGACUUACCUAGACUUGUCAUAUUAUCUGGACGUACUGAAGAAUCUGUGAAGUUAUUUUUAAAUGACGUUGCUAACCAUUCAAUAGAUGUAGAAUAUAUUCGUCUGUUACACGAUAUUCAUGCAGAUAAUAUAAAGGGUCAUCCAUGGAGAGGGUAUAUAAUAUUGAAUUCUUUUCAACAAGAUUCAAUAAAAGAAAUUCAAAAUUAUGAAGGCAUGAACAGACCUGUCUGGUUUAUAUUUUCAGCUUUAGGUUCGCACUGGCCAGGAAUGGGCCAAAACUUAUUAAAGUUCCAUGUCUUUGCUAAAGCGAUAAGAAAGUGCGAUGAUAUUUUAAAGCCGUAUAAUAUAAGUGUCAUAGACAUUAUGACAAAAAUGGAUGAAAGCAUAUACGAAAAUAGAUUGAACGUUUUUCUCGGAAUCGUUGCUAUUCAGAUUGGCUUAGUAGAUCUCCUAACAUCUUUAGGAAUUACUCCUGAUUACAUGAUUAGUCACUCUGCCAGUGAACUUGGUUGUGCAUACGCAGAUAAGUGCCUCACUAUUGAACAAACUAUUUUAACAGCAUACUUUAUUGGUUUGGCAUGUGCCGAUAAAAAAAUAAUUCAUAGCUCGAUGGUGGUUGUCAAUACUAAUUACGAGCAUCUUAAAAAUAUAUGUCCAGCGAAUAUUGAAAUAAUAUGUUACAAUAAUGAGAACAGCAGUGUCGUAUGUGGACCAAAGGAAUCCAUAGAAGGAUUUAUGAAAAAAUUACAGAUCAACAAUAUUUACGUGAAGAAGAUCAACUGCAACAUACCGUUUCACAGUUCUUACAUCGCAUCCGUAGAAAGUCAGCUUCUGCUUAAUUUAAACAAAAUAAUACCAUAUCCAAAAAAACGGAGUUCAAAGUGGAUCAGCACUUCUGUACCUCACUCCAAAUGGUUUACUGCAACAUCAAAGUUAUCAUCGGCACACUAUCAUACUCAAAGUAUAUUAAACACAGUUCUCUUUUCACAAACAAUGGAACUAAUUCCAAAUAAUGCUGUGGUCAUCGAAAUCGCACCAGACGAUGUUCUACACUACGUUUUGACAGACUUUUUACCUGUAAACGUGACAAACUUAGUAUUGACACGACAAACCGAAAAAAAUAUUAAUACAAUUUUACAAGGAAUUGGAAAGCUUUACAAUUGCGGUUUACAGCCACAAAUUGCCAAUUUGUACCCAUCAGUUGAAUUUCCAGUUAGUCGAGGAACUCCUAUGAUUUCUCCAUCAAUCAGAUGGGAUCAUUCUGCAAAUUGGUUUAUAACGAAAGAAAAUGUAACUUCUAUAAAAUCAAGAGGGAGAUCCAUCAACAUUCGACUCGACAAUGAAGAAUAUGAAUAUAUGACCGGUCAUGUAGUUGAUGGGAAAAUUUUGCUACCUGCGACAAGUUAUUUGGGACUCGUUUGGAAAACUAUUAGCUUGAUGAAAGGGACAAUAUUCACAGCGAUACCAAUAGUUUUCCGAGAUGUAAAAUUUAUUCGUGCUACUAAUUUGUUGAAAAAGGAUGUUGUGGAACUAUACAUUGCAAUACAGACAGAUGGAAAGUUUGAAAUAACUGAAGGAGACAGCAUUGUCGUAACAGGUACAGUAUAUGAGACAUUGAAUCCAGAACAAGAAAUGGUUCCGACAGAUCUAUUAUCAGCAAAUAGUGAAGAUGAAAAUAUGACUGCACGAGAUAUCUACAAAGAGUUGAAAUUGCGUGGAUAUCAAUACAAGGGCUUUUUUCGUGGAUUAAAGAGUGCCUCUAUUUCGGGAACCCAAGGACAUGUCAUUUGGAAAAAUAAUUGGGAAUCUUUUAUGGAUACUAUGUUACAAUUGAUAAUUAUCAGAUAUGACACUAGGGAAUUGCAUGUUCCUACGAGUAUCCAAAAAUUAGUGAUCAAUCCAAAGCUUCAUGCUUCGAAGCUACAGGAAAGCGUAAAUAAUGCAGAAAUUACAACAGACAUGGAAGAACUAUUACAGGUACAAGUAUAUAAAGAGAUAGACGUGAUAAAAGCUGGUGGAAUAGAGAUUCGAGGUCUAAAAGCUACUCAGAUCUCUCGCCGGAAAUUAGCCCAAGAUGCUGUAAUCGAGGAACAUACAUUUGUAGCUCAUUGUGAUCGCGCUAAGGUUUCCUUGAACGAAGCAAUUCGGUUAUCGGCUCAACUCGUAUUGGAAGAUCAUCAAAUUAUCAAAGUGGAAGCCGUUGAACUAGUGGAAGAUGUCGAUGAUGUUGAAUUAGAACAUCUCUCGUCUUUGUUGCUACUUGAGGCAUUUGGUGAUUUGCCACUGAUACAAAUGAAUGUCACUCUGUUAACAUCAUCAAAUCGUUUCAAGCCAGAAAAUUUACCGCAAAACUUCUCAAUCAAAAAUUUUGAAAAAUCAUCUGUGAAAGACAAAGUUUUAAUUGCUGCUGGAUUCAAUCUUUUGACCAAACUCGCAUCUUUAGAACAACUGUUGCCAUUUUUGAGAGAUGGUGGUUAUCUGUUGACUCGUGAGAAGUGCGACUUAACUGAUUAUAAAAAACAUUUGCAACAAUACGAAUUAAAUAUUAUACUUGAAAAACGCAUUGAUAAAGAGCUAGUUGUGCUUCUGAAAAAAAAAGUUUUAAUAAGAGAAAGAACUGUUGUUUACAUAAGUAAUGAUAACUUUAAUUGGCUAGAGAAUCUAAAGUCACUUUUGAAUGACGAAAACAAUCUUGAUGACAAGAAUAAUAGAAUUAUAAUUGUGGGAGAGAAAAAUUUUGAGUGCGGUUUAUUGGGUUUUAUUAAUUGCUUGAGAAAAGAGCCAGGCGGAGAAUAUGUUAGAGGUGUUCUCAUUCAAGAUGAGAAAGCUCCUAAAUUUUCUCUUCAAGAUCCCUUCUACUUAGAGCAAUUGCAGAAAGAUAUGACUAUUAAUGUAUUGCGAUCUGAUAAAACCUGGGGAUCGUACAGACAUUUAAAAUUACCACAACCGGAACCGAAACUUGUACAAACCGCCUAUGUCUGCCAAACGGUUCGAGGAAACUUAAGUACAUUCUGUUGGAUAGAAAAUAAUUUAUCUAUUGUGUCUCGUCAUGAGGAUUUAGUGCACGUUGUUUACUCAUCUUUGAAUUUUAAAGAUGUAAUGUUCGCCACUGGUAAAGUGACAUUUCCAAAUACGCUUUUAAAAGGACGAUUAUUUCAGUAUGAUUCUUUUGGAAUGGAAUUCGUAGGUUUCGAUGCUAACGGACAACGUAUAAUGGGAAUUCGUGAAACUGAUUGCAUAGCAAACGUCAUUAUGAAGGAUGAAAGUCUUUGUUGGAAGAUACCCGAUGCAUGGACAUUUGAAGAGGCAGUAACGAUCCCGAUAGUUUACAGCACGGUUUAUUUCGCCUUUUACAUUUUUGGAAAAAUAAAAAAAGGUAAUAAAGUACUUAUACAUUCUGGUACUGGAGGCAUUGGACAAGCAGCUAUUCAUCUCGCUCUUAAAGAAGGAUGCGAAGUAUUUACUACCGUAGGCACGAGUGAUAAACGGGAUUUUAUUAGAAAAGUAUUUCCGACUAUUUUGGAUGAUCAUAUUGGAAAUUCUCGAGAUACAAGUUUUGAACAAAUGAUAAUGCAGCAGACGAAAGGUCGCGGAGUCGACAUUGUGUUAAAUUCAUUGGCGGAAGAAAAAUUAAUCGCGUCUGUUCGAUGUUUAGCUCAAAAUGGUCGAUUCUUAGAAAUUGGAAAAUUUGAUCUUGUAUCUAAUAAUUCCCUGAAUAUAUCUGAGUUUAAUAAAGGCAUUAGCUUUCAUGGAGUUAUGCUGGAUUCUAUGUUUGUUAAUAAUCUCAAAUAUAAGUCUCUAAUGUUCAAAAUGAUAAGCGAUGGUUUAAAAAAUGGAACAAUCAAACCAAUUCAAGCAAACAUUUUUCCAAAAACUGAUAUUGAAGAAGCUUUCAGGUUUAUGGCCAGUGGGAAACACAUAGGAAAGAUAAUUAUAAAUAUUCAUGAGAAGAAUGAACCUUUAGAUAAGCACAUUCUCGCAUAUCGUCGCUAUUAUUGUCUCAAAGAUAGGAGUUACAUAAUACUAGGAGGUCUGGGCGGAUUUGGUUUAGAAUUAACAGACUGGCUUAUAUUUCGUGGUGCCAAAAACAUCGUUCUGGUUUCAAGAACUGGAAUAAAAAACGGUUAUCAACGCAUGAAAGUUCGACUAUGGAAAUCAUAUGGCGUAAACGUUCUAAUCAUCAAGAAUAUCGAUGUUGCUGAUCUCAAAGGUUGCGAAUAUCUUUUAAGGACUGCAGAAAAAGAAGCUCCGGUGGACGCUAUAUUCAAUCUGGGUGUGGUACUGAGGGAUGGCAUCUUCAAAAACCAAACUGCAGAAACAUUUGCAGAGUCCUUCCAAUCGAAGGCUCGUGCAACGCAAAUGCUGGAUAAACUUUCGAGGAAAAUCUGUCUUAACUUGCGGCAUUUUGUGGUAUUCUCUUCCGUUUCCUGCGGCAGAGGAAAUGCUGGGCAAACUAAUUAUGGCAUGGCUAACUCCAUCAUGGAAAGAAUUUGCGAGAAGAGAGCAGAGGAAGGAUUACCAGGAUUGGCGAUUCAGUGGGGAGCUGUGGGUGACGUAGGUCUUGUCGCUGACAUGCAGGAGGAGGAUAAGGAAUUAGUCAUCGGAGGCACUCUACAGCAAAAGAUUUCCUACUGUCUCGACAAGCUUGAUGAGUUUCUACUUCAAAGUCGACCCAUUGUGAGCAGCAUGGUUGUAGCUGAAAAAAAAAUGAAAGCUCAAAGAAGUCUGGUAGAAACAGUUGCUGAUAUUUUAAACAUAAGUAACAUGAAGUUUGUAAGUCCAAAUUCAACUCUGGCCGAACUUGGAAUGGACUCUAUGAUGACUGUAGAAAUCAAGCAAAUUCUGGAACAAGAAUUUGAUAUACUUAUCGCACCACAAGAGAUGCGAAAUCUCACUUUUGCAACACUUAUUAAGAUGUCUCUUUCAAUCAAUGAUAAUAAUGAAAAGAAAGAAUGGAACAAAAAGAAGCCAAACUUUAAACAAUUAUUUAUUGGUCUUAUAUUAAAAGAUGAAGAGUUUGUUUUCCCAAUUGAAUUUUUGGCUAACGAACAGAACACUACGACUGAAGUACUUCUUAUUUCGGGUAUUGACGGAUGUGGUACUGUAUUUAAAAACAUAAUACCAUAUAUUAAAUUUUCAACAUCAGUUUUGCAUUAUUACACAAACGAUAUAAAUUAUACAAACAUAAUAAUGGAGACUGCUAAUCGUUUCACAAAUCACAUACUUUCGAAGCUAACGAAUGGAAAAGAUUUUAUAAUAGUAGGGUAUUCCUUCGGAUCUUUUAUUGCAAUUGAAGUAACAAGAAAAUUAGAAGAUAUGAAUUUUAAGGGCCAACUUGUCUUUAUCGAUGGUACUCCUGAGCUUUUACAAACAAGCUUUCUCCAACAAACUAAAGAAUCAGAUUUUGCAGAUGAUGCACAUUUUCAGGUUUACUUAUUAAUUAAUAUUCUGGAAAACUAUUUACCAGGAAGUUCUCAAAAGAUUUUAAUGGAAUUGGAGAAAUGUGAGAGUUGGGAUAAAAGAUUUAAUAUUUUCGCUAAACGAUUCUCAGAGAUAUGUACAUAUUUUUCACUUUCAAAUUUAAAGAUAUUAUGUACUACGCUGUACAAACAUUUAUCCAUUAUCCGAAAUUAUGAUCUUUCUACUUUGCUGCCUAUUAAGUCUCCCAUAACAUUAAUAAAAUGUACAUCUUCGUUUAUACCAAUGAAGAUCGAAAAGGAUUAUGAUUUGCACAAGAUAACUCAAGGUGAAGUAAAAGUACAUUAUAUUGAAGAUAAUCAUAUGACAAUCCUGAAAAAUAAAAAAGUGGCGGCUAUAAUUAACGGAGAAUUUACAAUUUGAUGUUUUAAUUUUUAAGUCAUUUUAAUCAAUAUUUGAUAAAUAGAUUGCAAUUAGCACAAAAGAUGUUACAAAUAUCUUCUAUCAGCUCAAAUUAUAAUAAAAAAAGUGAAAUUUGGGUUAUUCUUAUAGAUCAGCUAAUAUAAAUUUAAAUUCAUAUUUGUGAUAUUUCGUAUACUUCAGAUUUCGCAAAUUUUGAUAAGGCAUACAUAUCAUCAUACGCUAUACUGUUAUUUAAUUCAUUAAAUUGCAUGCAGACUAAUAAGUUUGCGUUCUGAAACUGCACUCAAAUAUCACAUGUUCUUUAUUAUUCACUUUAUAUUGAACAAGGAAGGAAGCUUACAA
Atta colombica is the source of this 7485-nucleotide messenger RNA. RefSeq names its product fatty acid synthase-like. The coding region runs from base 1 to 7143 and encodes 2380 amino acids. NCBI's taxonomy places the organism in Eukaryota, Metazoa, Arthropoda, Insecta, Hymenoptera, Formicidae. Gene Ontology annotation, molecular function: 3-oxoacyl-[acyl-carrier-protein] synthase activity; fatty acid synthase activity; oxidoreductase activity. The record is from RefSeq and is a predicted model, not a curated record. The transcript has 19 exons. Gene Ontology annotation, biological process: fatty acid biosynthetic process.